AUGUCAGAGAAACGAGACACAACUCAACAUGAGCAUCGCUCAGUCGAUGCAAGUCAUGCUCCCCCCAGCCGGUACCAUGAUCCCGAGUCGCCAGACAGAAACCUCGCAAGCAUCAACAGAAGCACUUCACGACCAAGCAUAGUCAUUGAUGCCCCGCCAGACGGUGGCUUGAGAGCAUGGCUGGUCGUCCUGAGCACACUCCUCGUCACUAUGAACACCUGGGGCGUCGCCAACUCCUUCGGCGUCUUCCAGCCAUACUUCACAACGCUCUUCUCCCGCUCGCCCUCCGACAUCUCGUGGAUCGGCUCCUUCGAGGUCUUCCUCCUCUUCUUCGUCGGCACCUUCACCGGACGCUGGACGGACAUGGGCUACUUCCGGCCCCUCUUCGUCGCCGGCUUCCUGCUCGUCGUCUUGGGUAUGGUCGCCGCCUCCUUCUGCACGACGUACUGGCAGUUCUUCCUCGCCCAGGGCAUCUGCCUCGGCCUCGGGAACGGCUGCCUCUUCUGCCCCUGCAUGGCCGUCACGUCGACCUACUUCGCCAAGCGCCGCUCGUUGGCCUUCGGCAUCACCGCCGCGGGGUCCGUCGUGGGCGGCCUGGCCUUCCCGAGCAUGGUCCGGCAGCUGCUGCCGAGGAUCGGGCUGGGCUGGACGAUCCGCUCCAUAGCCCUGAUCCAGCUGGUGACGCUAGUCGUCGCCGGGCUGCUCGUCAAGACCAGGAUCCCGCCUCGAAAGGCGGCGCCGCUGGUGGAGUGGGCCGCCUUCAGGGAAUCCGAGUAUAGUUUCUACGCCGUGGGAGCUUUCAUGGUAAGGAAACUUCUUUCUGAUGACAAUGGUGGGGAACUUCCUCUGACGAGCGGGCAGUGCUUCUGGGGAACCUACUUUGCCUUCCACUACCUCGCCGCCUUCUCCCGUGAUGUCUUGGGACUGUCGUACACCGACUCGCUCGACCUCCUGCUCGUUCUCAACGGCGUCGGCGCGUUUGGGCGCAUCAUCCCGGCCCAGAUCGGCGACGUCAUCGGCACGAUCAACAUCUUUGCGCCGAUGGCCUGCAUGACCGGCACCGUCAUGUUCUGCUGGAUAGGCGUGCGCAGCGUCACGGGGCUCUACGUCUGGGCCGUCUUCUACGGGUUCGCCGUCGGGGGCGUCCAGUCACUGUUCCCGUCGGUGCUCAGCAGCCUGACGGCGGAUCCGCAGAAGCAGGGGACGAGGAUGGGCAUGGUCUUCACGGUGGUCAGCUUCGCGUCGCUGACCGGGUCGCCGAUUGCCGGGGCCAUCAUCGCCGCGAUGGGCGGCGGGUAUGUGGGUGCCCAGGCCUUCGCCGGGAGCUGCAUGAUUCUGGGCAUGAUCUUCGUCCUUUCGGCAAGGGUCUGCAAGACUCGCAAGAUGGGGGUCGGGCCGGUUGCCUGGAUCAAGGUUCGAUCCAGUCUUUCAAAGAUGUUGUCUAUCGACUGGCACAAGUUCCCCCCGGCUGUGUUGAAGCUGGGCAAAAGGAACAGCUCACGAAGCUCGCCCACAACGGAGGCGGUCCAGUUGCAGCGCCAUCGCAACUCGCCCGAUGCCAGGAGGGACGAUGCCUCCCUCUCGAACGCCGUCGCAGACGAGGAACACGCAUCGACGACACAGGGGCAGAAUGUAACCCCUCCGCCAUCUUCACACCCGCACGCGACUGCGGAACCGCUCCAGUGCUGGAACCAGCCCCGGCGGAAUAUUCAAAAGCUCGGCUUUGCCUAUCUCUCAUUCAUCAUCGCGGGCAUGAAUGACGCGGCAGUUGGUGCACUUAUUCCGAAUCUCGAGAAAUACUACGACCUCAACUACACAACCGUCUCCAUGAUCUUCUUGACCCCCUUCGCCGGCUACUCCAUCGCCGCCUUCACCAACGCCCGGAUCCACGCCCUCUGGGGCCAGCGCGGCGUCUCCCUCAUCGCGCCCGUCUGCCACAUCGUCGCCUUCACCUCCAUGGCCCUCCACCCGCCCUUCUACGCCCUUCUCGCCCUCUUCGCCGUCAGCGGCUUCGGCAACGGCCUCACCGACGCCGCCUACUGCGCCUGGGCCGGCGCCAUGAACAAGUCGAACCAGAUCCUCGGCCUGAUGCACUCGUGCUACGCCCUCGGCGCGCUGUGCGCGCCGCUGAUCUCCACCUCGAUGGUUGCUAAUAGCGGUCUGCCCUGGUACACCUUUUACUACAUACUCGUCGGCCUCUCGGUCCUGGAAUGGCUGGGUCUGGCGUUGUCCUUCUGCGUUGUCCUUCUGGGGGCAGACGGGGCAGGUCUACCGGACCGAGCACCCGGUCGUCGACGGCGGAAAGAGGUCCAGCACGAAGGAGACCCUACGAAACAAAAUCACCUGGCUUUGUUCGUGUUUUAUUUUCCUCUUCAUGGGAAUCGAAGGUACGCCCCGGUGUUUGGUCACCCGAAGUUGAGACUUGGCCUCGGCGGCUGGAUUGUCACCUUUAUGCUUCGCGAGCGAGACGCUGGCGAAUUCGCUGCCGGAGCCUCCAGCUCCGGUUUCUGGGCCGGCAUGGUCGCCGGCCGCGCCGUUCUGGGUUUCUUCACGGAAAGGUUCGGCGAGCGCAUCUCGGUAGCCGUGUACAUCGUCUGCGCCACCGUCUCCCAGCUGCUGUUCUGGCUGGUGCCGCAGUUCAUCGUGUCGGCCGUUGCCAUCUCGCUGCUCGGCUUCUUCAUCGGGCCCCUGUACCCCGCCGUCAUCACGGUGGCGGCCAAGCUGCUGCCCAAGACCAUCCAUGUGAGUGCCAUUGGGUUUGCGCUCGCUCUUGGGGGUGCGGGCGGGACUGUGUUCCCUUUCGCCGUCGGGGCCAUUGCCGGGAAAACCGGCGUCUGGGUGCUUCAGCCGAUCGUCUUGGCCCUCUUUGUUGUUCAGGGCGUGAACUGGCUUCUGUUUUCGAAGGUCCAGAAGCGAGACUGA
Messenger RNA from Colletotrichum higginsianum IMI 349063, 2922 nucleotides. RefSeq names its product Major facilitator superfamily transporter. The coding region runs from base 1 to 2922 and encodes 973 amino acids. The transcript has 7 exons. NCBI's taxonomy places the organism in Eukaryota, Fungi, Ascomycota, Sordariomycetes, Glomerellales, Glomerellaceae. The record is from RefSeq and is a predicted model, not a curated record. Gene Ontology annotation, molecular function: transmembrane transporter activity. Gene Ontology annotation, cellular component: membrane. Gene Ontology annotation, biological process: transmembrane transport.